CGCAUUUUCCCUCUUUAAUAUCUUACGUUAAAUUCAUUAUAAUUUUAUAUUUGACUUGACUUAAGUUCACACACAGAAAGUAUUUGGACAUAUAUAGGCCUCACAUUGCAGCAGACAGCAACAUUUUAUACAACCUGCAAACCAAUUUCUAAGUUUCUUACAAGUGCAACAACUUACAAGUAACUGAUGUGACAGUGAAUUAGAUUGCUUGUUUUACGGGAUUUUUAGCUGUGUGGGUGUCCAAAGGUGUCCUUCAUCUCAUUUAUUAAGGACAUGAACAGCAUAUCCAUUGUUUUAUCAUUUUAAACCAAAAAUGUGUUUGUGAAACUAUUUGUGCUUUUAUAUACCAGCUCAGUGCCCUUUACUUUAACUGUAUGAUGCAGUCCAUAGCCUACUCUAAACUCUAUUUCAAUUCUAUAAUGAAAUGAUAGCUUUUUGUUGAGUAAAACCAUUCUCCGUGUAGAUCUUGAAACACAUCUUUGAACCAGCGUGAAAUGGUGAAGGGUCAUUGUGAUGCUUUCUCUUUCGUCAGCACCUGACCAAGUAGUUCUUACUUCUAUUUAUUUUCUACUCUUUCUAUCCUAAAAAAAGAAUCCUUAGCUUUGUAUACUGUGGUAGGGCUAUAUGAGACCAAUUUUACAGCACUUGUGCUUUUUGUUGUUCCAAUUGCUUCUAUUGUUUCCCUCAUUUGUAAGUCUAAACGACUAAAUGUAAAUGUAUGCUUUGAUGUGCGGAUGUUUCUUUUUAUUAUCAUCUCUUAACUCCUAACCAUUUAUCAGCACUAGAUCUGAUAUUAUGUGUCUUAGAAAUACUAAAUAUUAAGCAGAGUAUAGGUUCAGCAGCAGCACAACCCCCCGUCCCUCAUCGCCUCUAGUUUUAUUCACUGUCUGUCCUCCCGUCUUACUCUCAUUUUCAGUCAGUGUGUAGGAGAGUUAGGGUGGCAGCAGCUCUUUGUUUGCAUGUCAUUGCUUGCCCUUGUGUUGCGUCCGGACAAAGGCUAUUGUCAGUGCAGCCACAAAAAGAGACACUCUCGCUCUUGGUCCUCCUCAUUUUCUCACACUACCCAUGUCUUGGUACAAACCCACCCCCACACCAGCACAUGACCAGUGCUCCCAGUGUCCCGGCUGCUUUAUGCGCUCUUGUUCCCAUCAUCUACAAUGCUUUUUCAUUUGGCACACUUGAAUGGAUGGUGAACAGACGCCUGAGGUGGUUUUUAUUGAGAAUGAGCUGUAUUUGUAACGUUCAUACUGUAGUAGAGUGAAAGUAACUAUGUAAAACCAAAUUCAAAUAUGUAAAUGUGUGAUUUUUUCAGAUUAUGUAUGCAGCAUGUAAACAUGGUUGCAUCUCAUGACUGUAACCCCAUAAAGUAGAUCUCCAGGAGCAGGACUGGGCACUCCUGUGUUAAAGGGUGAUUGAGCUGUUAUGUGUUAUUGCUGAGGACGUAGAGGAUUGAUGAGCUGAUGCAAACAUGAUCACACAGCGUAAUAAUUGGAGUAUUGCAGGAAAAGAAUGAGUUGUUAUGAAUGCUGUAUGCGCUGUCUGGGAGGUGUGCCUUACAUCUCUGUGGUGGCCACUCUUCUGUGUUUCUCUGGCAUCGCUCUGUUCUGCGGCUGUGGACAUCAGGCCCUCACCGAGAGCGAGAGACUCAUCGAGACCUACUUCACCCGAGACCAUCAGGACUACAUCACACUAGCGUACCUUAUUGAAUAUUUCCAGUAUGUUAUCUAUGGCCUGGCGUCCUUCUUCUUCCUGUACUGUAUCGUGCUGUUAGCCGAGGGCUUUUACACCACCAGCGCAGUGCGGCAGACGUUUGGAGAGUUUCGCAGCACUGUUUGUGGCCGCUGUCUCAGCACAUCGUUCAUCGUGAUCACAUACGUGCUGGUUGUCGUCUGGUUACUGGUGUUUUGCCUCUCUGCACUUCCUGUGUAUUUCUUCUACAACAUGUCAAACACCUGUCAAACUAUAAACUUUCUCUCCGAGACGCCAUCCAGCAUUAACCAGCUGUGCAUUGACGCCAGGCAGUACGGUCUACUUCCGUGGAAUGCGGUACCAGGAAAAGCUUGUGGAAUGAUCCUGUCUAAUAUAUGCAAGACAAGAGAGUUUUUCUUGACUAAUGAUUUGUACUUGGCUGCAUUUGCUGGGGCAGGAAUGACAGUCUUGGCUUUGCUCACAUAUACUGUGUCCACCACCUAUAACUUCGCUGUUCUGCGGUAUCUGGGGAGAAAAGGCAUCAGUCCACGAUGUUAAAGCUUCUCUCCUGGGCUUCACUGCUUCCUUCUACUGUCAGUAACAGCACCAUCCAGGAGCACUUUGGAGUUGAUCAUCUUCAUCUUUUCCAGAGCACAAAACCUUUUCUUUACUCUCGUUUACAUUUAUGGACUUUUUAAAUAAGCAUUUUGAUCUUUUUGUCUUCACCCCUGCUUUUCUUUAGGUAGUGUCAAUUUUUAGUAAAUGAUGCUGCCUUAAAGUCCUCCUGGUAAGUUAAAUCUUGUAACUGAUGAAGAUAUAAAAUAGAUCGGUGUUAGUGAUCUCUUUAAUUACUCAGUGACAGGAAGGGUUUUAGUACAAGUACAUUAAAUAAAAAGCUAAAUACUUUUAGGUUUUUUACUUUUGUUUAUUAUGCCUGAUGGAUGGAUGUCAAGUCUACUGUGGUUUAUAGCCAUCAGUGCACAGACAAAACUGUACCAUCAACAUUCCCAACAAAAUUGUAAUAGUGACAUAUUAAAGCGAUAAUUCACCCCCGAAUUAAAAAUGUGCUGUUUAUUUACUCACCCCGAGGCCAUCUGAGAUGUAGGUGACAUUUUUUCUGGACUUGAACAAUAAACCCUCAUCUAUAGGGGCCUCAUUUUUGGAUGUUGCGUAGAAACCGUCUUAAAUUUGAUUUUACGAAAAUUUCUGUUAAGUGUGUAUGUGUGAUUCAUAGAACAAACGUACACACAGAUAACACAUGUACGCCUCUCUAUUAGAGGUUAAGUCUAUAAAUCGCAAAUGAUCGUGAAAUUGCACACAGCUAACAGUUUCAGAUCUCUGCCUUUUAAUGAUGUCUAAUUAAUGUCAUUGAUAUAUAAAUAGCAGCUGUCAACAUCCAAAUUCUUUAUGAGCGGCAAUAAUGACUUAAAUUUCCAAAAACCUGCAGCACUUGGACAAGCAAAAGUGCAUACGUCUGCUCAUACCCUGACGUGGCACUAAGCACUUUUCCACGUCAAAGACCGUUUUUAUAAAUAUGAACGUUGCUGUGGAUUUUUUGCGCACGUUUAAUAAAUGUGGCCCCAGAUCUCUAAGAGUUCUAAGAGCACAUGUAUCCAACACAAGCGUGAUCCCUGUGGCUCCUGGUGACAUAUUGAUGUCGGUAACACUUUAGAAUAAUGGUCCGUUGUUAACAAGUAACUAUGCAGAAAGUAAUAGGCAGUACUACAUGAAAUAUAUCUCUAUGGAUAGGCUAUACUGUAUAUGUAGAAUAUAUCCAUUCAUGUUUUGGUAUUUGGCUUUUGGUAUUUGUAUUUAUUCAUAAAUUAGUUUCCACAAACAACCUAUUUUUUCACUUUAUGUACGUUAAUGUUGAGAUUAGUAAUUAAAUGUUUUUUCUUUAUUAAUUGGUCAUAGUUCGCAAGUAAUUGUCAAUGAUGGCAUUUUUCUUUAGUAAUGAUCAAAUACCAAAUAAGGAACUACCUUUGUCCUAAAUUAGCUAUUACUUACUGCUUAGUUAAUCUUGCUUCUAUAUUAGUUAAUAGUAUUAAGGUAAGUGUUAAUGUAGUACUGCCUAUUACUUUCUGCAUAGUUACUUGUUAACAACGGACCAUUAUUCUAAAGUGUUACCUUGAUGUCUUGUGAAGUGAUUUGAUCGUUACUUGCAAUAAACUGAACUCAAUUCAUUUAUCAAAUUUAUGAGCGGUAAUGUACAGCUUCCGCCAAACGCCCUGAUCGCUGGGGUGUAAGUCGCAAGAUGAUCUCCAGAAAUAUGUUUUUUGAAAUUAUAGAAAUAGCGUAUUUAAUCAAUAAGUGUAACAAAAUAUUAAAAUAUUGGAAAAGUUCAAAAACCAGGCAAAUAAAAAGCUUUCAGCCUUUGGAAUUUCCUUCCCCUCGAUCGUGAGGUGAUUACAUCACAUUAACAUCAUAAGCAACCGCAACAGGUUAGGUGCAGCAAGCCAUUUUACAGCACCAUGUUAAAAAUUCCCAUUGUUACUUCCCAGGACGUAUUUGUUUGUGGUGUGUUGUUUCUCUCUCUCUCUACUUGCCAGUAGGAGGUAAUGGCCACCACCUGAUAUCAAUGAUUGGCUGGUGAUACCGAUUGGAGGAUGAGAGGGAGCAGCAGAGUUUUAAGCAGCACUUCCACUACAGAAAAUGUGGUUGUGUGUGCGUGGAGGCUCUGUUCCCCGUGUUGUUCAGCGGAGAUUCUUUGUGAAUAUUGGUUUCCUCUUCAUUUCUUUUUUAUGACAUUGAGGUAUACUGCUGUUGUAAUUGUCAUUCUUCUCAGCCAGAAAGCCUCAUAUAUAUACAGUAUAUUGUAGGGUUAUUUUUGUUUGUAUUCUAAUUUUGGUUAUUGGAUUUGUAAAGUAAGUUUGAACUGUUCAUUUGGGGAUGGGGUGUAAGUAGAGAGGGGGUGCCGUUUUCUUUCUGGACUUGUUUUCUCCUGUUUAUGUUAGUAAUGGAGUUAGGGUAUUUUGAUGUACUUUUGUUUUCUAUUCUUUUGGAAGGUUAGCUAGAUUCUGGGUUUUAGUUAGAAGUGUUAUGUUUGUUGUUUUGGCCUUAGCCCCCUCUCGAAGUCAUUAACAACCCUCCUGCAUCUAAGACAAUAAAUGAAUACCUUUCUUGCAUUUAAGUUUUGAAUUGUGAUGUUUCUCUUGUAAUUUCCUCUUAUGGGGUUUAUUACAUUGCCUUAUUGCUGACACACACACACAACACCAUUUUUAUUCUGUUACGUGACCCAGCGAUCCCUAGACUUGAUACGGGAACGUAACACCAUAUGUGCACGCAGAUUAUUUUUCAGGCUUUAAGUUUAGGAUAUUUUCAUUUGUUGGAAUGAAACGUUGGUUGAUAUCAUCCAAAGACAACACAGGGAGGCCAGAAGCGCCGCAGUUAGAAAGGAUAUCGACCUCAGGUACAAAAACAGACUGGCGUUUGCAUAAAAAGGACAUCCAUCAGCACUCGAAUCAGUUUGAUGAGAUUUGACUAUCUGCAGGCUAGUAAUAGUUUAUGGUUUAUGUAUAAAAACAAGUAAAGCAAUGAGUAAAUUAUUAUAAAAUAAUAUGUUAGACUGUGUUCUUUUGUGUUGUCAUUAUGCCUGGGUUUUGAUAGACCUAAUAAGUGCAUGUGUGCAGUUGCAUGCAACGUUUGUAUACUUUAACCACCUCCGAGGAUAGUGGGGGUCUCAAGUCACUGUUAUUUUGGGGGUCGUGGGCUGAAAAGUUUGGGAACCUCCCUGAUUUAUGCGUCAUUUUCGUGCGAUCAGGACUUUUAGCAGUAGCUAAAAUGGCCUGAGGGUGAGUAAAGAAACAGUAAAUUUUAAUUAUGGGGUGAAUAUCGUUGUUGUUUCCAACAUGAUUUGGGGAAAAAAGAAAAUUCUGAGUUCAUGUGCACUCAUCAUCAUAAGUGUAAGGUAGCAUUAAUAUAAGUUUUAUACAAAAGCAAUUAAUUUGUAUUAUUUCAUUAUAUCAAAUGUUAAUGUCUACAGUAUGUACUUGAGCCUCUUUGAGACAGCAGGUUAAGAUACAGUUUUGAAUAAAAAUAAACAAAUAAGAUAAGAUAAUGGGGAGCCUUGGUGAGAUCAAGGAAAGAAAAAAAAACUGGUUUCCGUGGUGAUUAUCCCUCACAUCUGGUUGCUAUGGAGCCAGACGCAGAAAUGUGGUGUUUUCUUGUGACCCCCACACUUUUUUCUCACAGCCUCUUAAGAAGGUUGGGAAAGGCCUAAACAAUGAAGCAUGCUUACUUUGUUCAGGAACCAAUUAGAGGAAAGUCUCUGCACAAACCCAUGCUAGGGGUCCAAAGAUUUCACCCACUCACAGAGAAGGUGCCGGGACCUUCAGCUAAAUAAAAGCCCUUCUGUGACUGGUGCACAGAUGGGAGAAAUACUGUUAGAUGUUAAUGUUAAACUCUUAAAACUUGUGAAACCGAAGUAAAAGACACUUUAGGAAAAACAGCUGCCAUUCCAACCAUAGCCUAAUUUUCUGCUUGCUAUAGAUAACACUACUUUCAUAUUGUUUGUAAAAGUUAAAGGGAUAGUUCACACAAAAUUCUAAUUUGCUGUUUAUUUACUCACCCCCAGGCCAUCCAAGAUGUAGGUGACAAUUUUUCUUGAGUAGAAAAAUAAAGAAGAUUGUUUGGUAAAUCCGCAGCCCUGUGCUUCAUUUAAUGGAUGUAUUUGGGGUCCACUUGUCCAAGAGUUCCUGAAGCACAUAAUUCCAACAAAAGUGGCUCCUGGUGACAUAUUGAUGUCUUGUGAAGCGAAUCGAUCGAUAUUUGCAAUAAACUGAACGCCAUUUUUAAUAAAAUUAGCGGUACUAUACAGCCUCUGCCACACGUCCUGAUCACGAUCUUCUUUUUGUAGUAUUCGGUGGCAGAUGGCAUAGCAGCUUCUGGUACGUUUAGCACCACCUGCAGAAAGGGAGUGUUUGAUACUGUGCAUACUUCAUUUUCAUACUUGUGACUUGCAAAGCAAUGACU
Molecule: messenger RNA, 6660 nt
Organism: Triplophysa rosa
Lineage: Eukaryota; Metazoa; Chordata; Actinopteri; Cypriniformes; Nemacheilidae
Gene: plp1a
Product: proteolipid protein 1a
Exons: 7
Coding region: 1510-2247 (245 amino acids)
Biological process (GO): axon development; central nervous system myelination
Cellular component (GO): plasma membrane; myelin sheath
Molecular function (GO): structural constituent of myelin sheath
Source: RefSeq, a predicted model, not a curated record